This is a messenger RNA of Sphaeroforma arctica JP610, 1152 nucleotides long. RefSeq names its product CAMK/CAMKL protein kinase. NCBI's taxonomy places the organism in Eukaryota, Ichthyosporea, Ichthyophonida. Gene Ontology annotation, cellular component: cytoplasm. The coding region runs from base 1 to 1152 and encodes 383 amino acids. Gene Ontology annotation, molecular function: protein serine/threonine kinase activity; ATP binding. Gene Ontology annotation, biological process: intracellular signal transduction; protein phosphorylation. The record is from RefSeq and is a predicted model, not a curated record. The transcript has 8 exons.
AUGUCUCUCCAUCUGUCUCAGUUGCGAGACUAUCAAGUCGGCAAAACCUUAGGCGAAGGUACUUAUGGGAAAGUCAAGUUGGGUCUCAAUCUGAACACGAGGAAAAAGGUGGCUGUCAAAUUCAUCAAACGAGAAAACAUCAAAAAUGAAAAGCACAUGACCCGAGUCAAUCGGGAGAUCGCAGCACUGCAUCUAUUAGACCACCCAAAUAUCGUGAAAUUGGAGGACAUCCUCGAUACACAAUCCGAAAUCAUCCUGAUUAUGGAAUAUGCUGAGGGUGGCGAAUUGUUCGACUACAUUGUUGCCCACCGUCAGGUCAAAGAAAAAGAAUCGAGAAAGUUUCUGAGGCAAAUUAUAUCCGCUAUAGACUAUUGUCACGGGAAUCAAAUAGUGCACCGCGAUCUGAAACCAGAGAAUCUGCUGCUGGAUGCCAAUAACAACAUCAAAAUCAUUGAUUUUGGAUUCAGUAAUACGUAUUCUGACGAUGGGCUUCUGGAUACGUUUUGUGGCUCACCCUUUUACGCAGCCCCGGAAAUGGUGGGGGGGCGCAAGUACUGCGGCCCUGAGGUGGACAUGUGGAGCAUAGAUGCUCGAAAUCUCAUCCGCCGCUUACUAACGGUCGAACCCAGCAAUCGAGCCAAGAUGAAUGAGGUCCGUGCGAAUGCGUGGGUCAACGAGGGCUACAAUUCACCGCCAGAGCGGUUCGAGACUCUGAACAAGGAAUUGCUAAGCCAGGGCUACCGAGACGCUUGGGAGGACCACUCUGUUUUCCCGCCAAAACUUACUAUGCGUAACAAGAAGCCCAGUCCCGGGGAUGCUGGGGAUCUGCCAGGACCAGCCAGCAAAAAUAAAGUCGUAAGAGCUUAUACAACGGGGAGUGAAAAGGAUUCGAAUGCGAGUACAAGUACAAGCACGGGGGAGGACAAAGGCAAAGCCGAAGGAUCACACACUGAUAAGAAGCCGGAUAAAGCUACUGAGGACGCGCCGGGUUCACCUGAGGUGGAAAAGCCCGAAAAGGAGACUGCGAAUGUAAGGGCCGAUGGGGAGGCAGGGCAGGACGGGACGGUAGGUAGUCUCGUGAGUACGAGCGUAGACUCGGAUAGCACAGCAACAAGGCACUCGGGGGGGGUCUGUGGAGGGUGUGGUGAGUGA